This is a messenger RNA of Clavispora lusitaniae ATCC 42720, 432 nucleotides long. Its product is annotated as SUMO-targeted ubiquitin ligase complex subunit. Lineage: Eukaryota; Fungi; Ascomycota; Pichiomycetes; Serinales; Metschnikowiaceae. Gene Ontology annotation, molecular function: SUMO-ubiquitin ligase activity. The record is from RefSeq and is a predicted model, not a curated record.
AUGUCGCAACCCUAUGUUAUUAGCAUUUCCUCGGACGAAGACGACGACGAUGACAUCGAGGUUCUUGAGUUUAAAAAACAUACUCAACAUUUGAUUGAACAGGCGCCACCGAAAGUGGUGAAAAAGCUCAGCGAGGCCGAAUGUCCUGUUUGCUUCGAUACCAUCACCAACGCCACAGCCACUUUCUGUGGUCACGUCUACUGUCUUCAAUGCUUGCAGAAGAGUAUAGCAUCAUCUUCUGCGCGGGGACAAACAAGAGGCCGCAAGGGAGUUGGGCUUUGUCCGAUGUGUCGAAAAACUGUUGCAUUCAAAGAUGUUACAGUGCUACGGCUCAAAACGGGUGAAGUUGUCAAACCUCCAUCCAUAGAGGAGCUGCUGGAUCAGAACGAAGAUGAUGCUGAGUUGGACGAGACUCUUCGUGAUUUGUUUUAA